Messenger RNA from Sus scrofa (pig), 1424 nucleotides. It is a transcript of the gene WDR53, whose product is annotated as WD repeat domain 53. NCBI's taxonomy places the organism in Eukaryota, Metazoa, Chordata, Mammalia, Artiodactyla, Suidae. The record is from RefSeq and is a predicted model, not a curated record. Gene Ontology annotation, molecular function: protein binding.
GCGCCCCCCGCCCGACGCUGGAUGGGAUUGGGCGCCCACCGGUGAGGUCAUCAUCAGGCGCCUAGGAGGGAAGCGGGAAGCUCAGCUGUCAACUAUCGGGCAUCCAAAGAAGGCGGUCCAAGUUUUGUCUGGAAAGGCACCAAAGUUUCUUUUACUUCUUCAGAGAUGAGUAAAGUCAGUUCCUCUGAGAAGGGGACAAUGAACAGAGGGAAUGAACAGCUUUAAAGGUAUCACCUAUGAGAAGAGAAGCUUGUUGAUCUGACAUACCUGAAUGUGGGGAUAGUGGCACUUAGCUAUUUCCAGAGUUUUCUGGGCCAUUAUGGCAGUCAAGUGGACUGGUGGACAUUCUUCUCCUAUUCUCUGCCUGAAUGCAAGUCAAGAAGGGCUAGUGGCUUCAGGAGCAGAGGGUGGAGAUCUCACGGUUUGGGGUGAAGAUGGGACUCCAUUAGGACACACAUGCUUCCAAGGAGCUGAUGAUGUUACCAGUGUCUUAUUCUCUCCCUCCUGCCCCACCAAGCUCUAUGCCUCACAUGGAGAAACCAUUAGCAUCCUGGAUGUCAGGUCUCUCAAAGGAUCCCUGGACCAUUUUCAUGUGAAUGAAGAAGAAAUCAAUUGUCUUUCAUUGAAUGAAACUGAAAACCUGCUGGCUUCUGCUGAUGACUCUGGAACAAUCAAAAUCCUAGACUUGGAAAAUAAGAAAGUUAGCAGAUCACUGAAGAGACAUUCCAACAUCUGUUCCUCUGUAGCUUUUCGGCCUCAAAGACCUCAGAGCCUGGUGUCCUGUGGGCUGGAUAUGCAGGUGAUGCUAUGGAACCUUCAGAAAGCCCGGCCACUGUGGAUUACAAAUUUACAGGAAGAUGAAGCAGAAGAAAUGGAAAGCCCACAAUCACCUGGUCAGCUUUUAAACCCUGCCCUAGCCCAUUCUGUGUCUGUGGCAUCAUGUGGCAAUAUUUUUAGUUGUGGGGCAGAAGAUGGUAAGGUUCGAAUCUUUAGGGUGAUGGGAGUCAAGUGUGAACAGGAAUUGGGAUUUAAAGGCCACACUUUGGGGAUCUCCCAGGUCUGCUUUCUGCCAGGAUCAUAUUUGCUGCUUACUGGAGGGAAUGAUGGGAAAAUAAUGUUGUGGGAUAUAAGCAGUGAAGUUGAGAAAAAACAGAAGAGUCCUGCAAAACAUACUCACAGGAAGAAAACUAAAAGAGCAAUUGGUAACAAGCAGGGUAGAAACACUCAUGCUUCAGUAACAGGUGAAGAUGAACAUGGCAAAAUUUUACCAAAGUUAAGUCUUGAACAUGGAGAAAAAGUGAACUGGCUCUUGGGUACAAAAAUAAAGGGAUACCAAAAUAUACUGGUAGCUGAUCAAACUAAUUGUAUAUCUGUAUAUCCCUUAAAAGAAUUUUAAAUCCAAUAAAACAUUUGAAAAAAUGCAA